Molecule: messenger RNA, 4929 nt
Organism: Penicilliopsis zonata CBS 506.65
Lineage: Eukaryota; Fungi; Ascomycota; Eurotiomycetes; Eurotiales; Aspergillaceae
Exons: 3
Coding region: 1-4929 (1642 amino acids)
Biological process (GO): protein phosphorylation
Molecular function (GO): ATP binding; protein kinase activity
Source: RefSeq, a predicted model, not a curated record
AUGGAGGGCCAACGACAGCAGUAUAUACCGGCACCCCCACCGCCCCCCUCGAUGGUCUCGGGGCCUCAAACGCAUCUUCUAUCUCUGCCUCCACCUCCUCCUCGGCUUCCUCCGGUGCAAGCCCCAAGUAUGAUACCCCCGCCUCCUCCGGGUCCGCCUCCGGGUCCGCCUCCAGGCACUGGGUAUAGCAUCGCAUCAGGAUGGCAGCAGACUUGGGCAAGACCGCCGCUUCCCCAGGGGUUUCCUCCCCCCCCUCCUCCACCACCACCUCCUCCUCUUCUUCCAAACCAGUCAGGGAAUCCCCAUCUGGCGUUCAGCCGCCAACCAGCACCUCUCUCCAUUCCACCGCCUCCCCCACCUAGCGAGACGCAGCCUCUGACUUCCGCCACUUAUAUCCCGGGUGGCGAGUCUUUUGGACCGGGUGUUGGCAUACCUCCAUUGUUUGAUUCAUAUUCUCGCCCAUACGAUGCCUACGGAAAUUUCGUGGGAGCUGACCGACAACGCAACCCUUCCAACCACUCGUAUGAGCAUGCGGGCGUGGAUAACUCUCAAUACAGAAAGGAAGGAAGUUUCCCGCAAACACCAUCCACUCGCAACAUUCCUGCCGCUCUAGCGAUCCAUGAAAACGCGCAUGAAGUGGUAUCGCCUGGUCUGCCGACGGCAACGCUGCAAAACCCACAACCGCAAGCGACGAACCAUGGCAAUGAUCUGUCCAAGUCGCCCAGUCACCGUCAUAAUGCUAGCAGCACUUCACUAGGCGGCAUGUCUCCGGGCGAGGCUGCCAUCCAAUGGCCACUAGAUCGAGUGCUGCUUUGGCUGGCAAGGAAUUCGUUUUCCCGGGACUGGCAAGAGACCUUCAAAACCCUGGAGCUACAAGGUGCCGAUUUCCUUGAACUCGGUCAUGGAUCCAAUGGCCGAGGAAACCUCCAAAAAAUGCACAACGUUUUGUAUCCACAAUUGAUGAAGGAGUGCACAUCCAGCGGAACAGGCUGGGACCAAGCCCGGGAGCGUGAAGAAGGAAAACGUAUGCGCAAGUUGAUCCGUCUGAUCCAUGAUGACCAUGAUUUUGGCAUUCCCAUACAGAAGCGACGCGAAUCCCUGCCGCUGGCGGCAAGUGCUCCCUCUGAUACUGGUUCGGAAUUCUCCCCCCAUCUUGGAUUUGAACCACUUUCUGCGAACUCUGCCACAGGGAACGUUGAGAACAGUCCGAAACCAGCAAGCGCCAACCUCAAGGCACCAAAUUCUGGCUUCACAAACAGGCAAAGUGUGCAGAUGCGCUCGGUCACCCUCCCGAUCCCAACAAGUCACGAUUCUGCACGCGAUCCUCAACCCGCCGAUUCCACAGCAGCAGCGUGGCCUCGCUCGGAACACUCCCGGGCCGCCUUGGCUUCCAUUGUCGGUGACCACCGAAGACAGAGUCCCUCCGUUUCAAGUGACAGCGGCCCUUUGGCUGGCCCUUCUAUCCGCCCGUUCGAAGAAAGCCCUCAAAGUGGCAGUCCUUCCCUGCAGCCUGCUGCUCUGGCCCACCCGGGCCUGACCUCGUCAUCCACAGGCGAUUUGACCCUGAAAUACGAACACACUCGUGGCAACAGUUCGGAUUCGAUAACGGGCACAAGCCGCGGGCCCCCUUCUGCGGGGGCCCGGUAUUAUGAGACUCGAAGACCUGGGCAAGAUCUCACUCGUCCUUCUCCGCAAGACCAAUUUUCCCGACAGUUUGGCGGUGAUGCUCAUGGGUAUCUACCCAAGGAGCAUAGCAAAGGCUUCCUCAACCUGUUCAAAAAGAAGACCAAGGCAUCAGACUCAAGUCACCCUUCACCAGAGGAACAAUCUCUUGAGUCUCCCACAAGUCCAGUCAACACACGUCAGAAUGGGCAUCAUCUGCCAUUUAUGAAGCCAGGUUACAAUACAAGCGAUCUGUCAAUAGGAGAGCGUCCCUCAUCUUCCUCCCUGUCAGAUCUGGAAAAGACGGCUAUUCGCUCGAAGGUCGCACAGAAGGGAAAGAAAUGGACAUUUGUGACCACAGAUGGAUGGAACUAUCGCCUAGUGGACAUUACAGAUAAUGACUCGGUCGAGUCCCUGCGUUCCACAAUCUGCCAAACUUUGGGAAUCCUCGAUUGGACGAACGCUCAGAUAUUCACCACCGAACCUGGGCAAACUGACCAUGAGGAGCCUUUGAAUGACUCGAUGCUCGCUCAUUAUCGGCGUUCAAAAUCGGACGCGGUUGGAUCCUUGAAGCUUUUUGUACGCGGGACCUCGUCGUCAUCCCACUUUACUGGCCUUGGCGUCUCUAUCCCCUCAGAGAAGACCGCGGCUUCCCCCAUAAUAGGGCCACACCAACUGCAUCGAAAGCCAUUGGAUGAAGAAGCCCUCACUCGGAUCUCGCCACUCACCCAAGGAAGACCUGCCUCCCCCCCCUUGGGCUCUCGGCAGACCACCCUCAAAGCCUCUACUGCCAAGUCGAUCUCGCGCGACACUUCGCAAAGCUCUCUUACAACUCCGACGAUGGAUGGAACGCCAAGUUCCUCACAAUUCUCCGGUACUGCCGAGAAGACAGAUGUCAUCAGCCGGCACGAGUAUAUGCGCGAGGUUGAGCGGAAAGAAAUGGCAUUUCAUCUAUCGAAACAGCAAGCCGGGCAAUCACCAAGAAAGGACACUUAUGGAGUCACUGGAUACCGGCGUGAAGGUGUAAUUGACUUUGACUCUCGCCGCAUCUCUCCUUAUGAAGACAAGAGAGCUGACAACCUCGUGCCCCUCCGCAAACCCCCAUUGGCACCAGCCGAGUCGAAUACACUAACCAAAGUCAAUUCUCUCAGCAAGAGGAAUAUUGACCGCACGCGGGGUCAGCCGACAAUACAGACGCACGGACUGGGAGCGACGCUGGCUACUAUGGCUAGAAUUACAAGCGCAAUUGGUACACCCUCACCCUCGGUGCCAGUUCUACCCGCCUUACCUGCCUUUUCGGAUCAAUCCAGUAAGAGUACAGCCGAUGGUUUGAAAACCUCGCAAAGUCUUUCUGGAGAGCAAGUCGCACAGUCUUCGGAAGAAGAGCCGUCAUUCAGCAAAGCGCAGGCUCGGAAAUCAUAUGGACCGGAAUUUGAUUUCCAGGAAUCAACAGUUUCCUUUUCGAAAUCACCAGGACUGAUAGAGGAGUCUGAUGAAGAUUCAGACGACGGGUUAUUCGCCAUUCCAUUGGCAAACAGCCAGAAGGUCCCAGACGCUCAACCGCCCAAUGCCCAAUCUUCGCACGGGAGCCUCAAGAAAACGGAAAAACCAUCCCUGACGCUGGACACAGAGACCAGACUGCGGAAGGGAUUGUCGGUCAGCUUCACGUCUCCUGGCGCACUUGGUGACUCCUCUUCCGGCCCAGCUUCCCAACAAUCCAGCGGAGAAGAGGACUAUAUCAAGGUCGCUCUGGCCACUGCAGACCGACCACCCGAGACCCCCGAAAGGAAGAAAUCAAAGUACCGCAGGGAUUCCUUUGCUCGCGGUGAUGUCUGGGCCAGUCGUCCCCCAGUUGAAGGUGUCAUCGACAACCUAGACGACUUCUUCCCUGACGUUGAUCUCGAUGCUCCUUACUUCCAAGGACAUGGAGUAUCACCGCCCUCUUCACCAGCGGGUAAAGCCCCUGUUGAUAAUGAUACCAUUCCACGAACGAAUUCAGAGCUUCCCCCUUAUCCUGGGCCAUCCAGUUACAGCAAAUCCGAUACCCUUGGCUCUGACGAGUCGACUUUGAAGGCGAAAGAGGCUGGGUUCGUCGCUCGGCGCAACAUCAACCGCUCCGGGGGGCUCUCACGUAUGAAGUCGAUUCGAGAGGUCGCCAAGGGUGCGAACCAGUUCCAUAGAAACCGCAGUGUCGCUUCGGUUGGAAAUCAGCGAUCUGGAGACAUCUUGCGUCGGAAGAGCACCAAGAUGUUCGGUGCUAAAAUCAUGCAAAUCAGCCCUAAACCAGGUAGUCGAUUGAGCCAACUUGAUCCUAUUCCGCAGCAACCGGAACCAACGGGCAGCAAGUUGCAAAGACAGGCCACUUUCCGUAUCAUUCGUGGUCAGCUUAUUGGUAAAGGAACGUACGGUAGAGUCUACCUGGGCAUUAACGCGGACAAUGGUGAGGUUUUGGCCGUCAAGCAGGUGGAGAUCAACACCCGGCUUGCUGGACAAGACACGGACCGCAUCAAGGAAAUGGUCGCUGCUCUGGAUCAAGAGAUCGACACCAUGCAGCAUCUCGAACAUCCCAAUAUUGUGCAGUAUCUAGGAUUUGAACGAGGGGAGUUCUCCAUCUCCAUCUACCUCGAGUAUAUCUCUGGUGGUUCGAUCGGCAGUUGUCUUCGCAAACACGGCAAAUUCGAGGAGAGCGUGGUUCAAUCCCUCACGCGACAGACGUUGAGCGGACUUGCAUACCUUCAUGACUCGGGAAUCUUACACCGGGAUCUCAAGGCCGAUAACAUCCUCUUGGACUUGGAUGGGACUUGCAAAAUCUCUGACUUUGGAAUCUCCAAGAAGACCGACGACAUUUAUGGCAACGACUCGUCCAACUCGAUGCAAGGCUCGGUGUUCUGGAUGGCACCAGAGGUCAUCCAAUCGCAGGGCAAAGGGUACAGUGCUAAAGUCGACAUCUGGUCUCUGGGCUGCGUGGUGCUAGAGAUGUUUGCCGGUCGUCGUCCGUGGAGCAAGGAAGAGGCAAUCGGCGCCAUCUUCAAGCUUGGGAGUUUGAACCAGGCACCGCCCAUCCCCGACGACGUCUCAAUGAAUAUCAGCCCCGCGGCUUUGGCCUUUAUGUGGGACUGCUUUACAGUAUCUAAUCAAUCGUGUUACAGUGACUCGCGCGACCGACCCACGGCAGAGACUCUACUGACUCACCCCUUCUGCGAACCUGAUCCCAAAUAUAAUUUCCUCAACACGGAACUCUAUGCCAAGAUUCGCCAUGUGCUGUGA